AAAGGAGAAAAAGGAGAAGAAGAAGCAGAAGAGCGAAAGGAGAGAAAAACAAGACAAAUAUCAACAAAGAAAGAAGAAGAAACUGUUUGUGGAGCUGAAAAUAAACACCAAAGAAGAAGAAGUAGAGUAUUCCUGUAGGAUCUUAAAUCAUUUCUGUGGCAUUUGAUCAUUUUUGUUUUUUCACAGUAUUUUUGGUGAUGGAGAGCGUGCGUGCCGCUGUCUACCUGUCCGUCUGUCUGUCCGUGCUGACAUCACUGUGUCAGGGUCAGAGGUCACCGGACAACCAGCUGCUGUCGGCGCCGGACGAGCCGCUCCUCGGACUCACAACCAAAGAGCUGGCUGAGGCUCUGCAGGGCUUCCUGGAUGAAGCUGACAGCAGGGUGGGUCUCUCUGUGGAGAAGAAAGCCAGCGUCAUCCCGCGGUGUGAUGUAGGUGAACGCUGUGCGAUGAAACACGGUCCUCGUAUCGGUCGACUGUGUGACUGUCUGAGAGGAACAGCCUGUAACACCUUCUUCCUGCGCUGCUACUGAACACACACACACACACACACACACACACACGCACACACACCUGUCCCACCUGACUGUCUCCCUGCAUGUCUUUGUUUUACAGUUUCAGUGUCUGUCCCUCAGAUUCAUUUAUUUUUGUUAAAUAAAGAUUGUUCAUAAAGCUGC
This is a messenger RNA of Cottoperca gobio, 674 nucleotides long. It is a transcript of the gene cart4, whose product is annotated as cocaine- and amphetamine-regulated transcript 4. Gene Ontology annotation, molecular function: neuropeptide hormone activity. The coding region runs from base 198 to 530 and encodes 110 amino acids. The transcript is spliced from 4 exons. The record is from RefSeq and is a predicted model, not a curated record. Lineage: Eukaryota; Metazoa; Chordata; Actinopteri; Perciformes; Bovichtidae. Gene Ontology annotation, biological process: adult feeding behavior; cellular response to starvation; negative regulation of appetite.